Molecule: messenger RNA, 3477 nt
Organism: Python bivittatus (Burmese python)
Lineage: Eukaryota; Metazoa; Chordata; Lepidosauria; Squamata; Pythonidae
Gene: GPR22
Product: G protein-coupled receptor 22
Biological process (GO): cellular response to hormone stimulus; G protein-coupled receptor signaling pathway
Cellular component (GO): plasma membrane
Molecular function (GO): G protein-coupled receptor activity; peptide binding
Source: RefSeq, a predicted model, not a curated record
GGGAAGAGACAAGGUAGCUUGUCAUUCUGCACAAGCUUCCCGAAUGAGCUUUUCUAAGCAGCCAAGCUGCCCUUCUUCCGAACGACUGAACCUCUGUGUCGUCUCUGGAGACAAGAAGCUUUCAGUAUGUUAAAUUACUUUCAUUAUGCAUUUGCAGAUGCUUAUUGAUUCUACAGUAGGAAGUGGGAGACUGCAGCAGGCUCUAAGAACAGCAUUACAUGCUGUAGGCAUGAACCAAACGCUGAAACAAUAGCCCAGCGCAAACACAAAUUUCCACUAAGGCCACAUUUUGGAAAGAUGCUUUUUACUCUCCUCCCCUGCACUCUGCUAACAAGUGAAAAAACAAAACAAAACAACACCACAAUGAAUCCCUCCAACCUGGAACUGCUCUACCAUCUUCGGGAAUUUACUCAGUCCUCACUAGAGGUUUUCAUCAUUUACUUCAGCUUGGUUUCUGACUACAUGAACAAUACAGCUACCUGGGAAUCUUAAUAGCACUCACUGGUCCCACAAGUUUCAAGAUAUGCUUAUAGUAGAGACGUCAAAAGAGCAAAGGCAUGGACACCUAAACUAUAUCUUGCAUGAUGGAUAGUGCAGUAGCAUACGUGGCUUAUCAAGAAGUACCUGUUCAAAUGGAAGUACUAAUACAAUGGCUUAUUGCUAAGGUACAAUGGUGAACACGUCUUAUAGAUGGAAUUAUAAUGAAAAACCAUACAGCCAAUGAACGAAGAAACAGUAAAACAAAAUUUCCCCAAAAGGAAAACCAGCAAGCUAAAAGUAAUUCCAAACUGAUUUAAUAUCUCUGUACAUGUUACUUGGGUCACUUGCUUACAAGGACUAAAGUUUAUGGAAACUACAACUAGGAUAAACCAGCUGACAUGGUCCAUGGCAUGGAGAACUUGUAUUAAUAUUUACAGCAUCGAUUUUUGUUAUAAAACCAGUAACUGCAGUCUAAUGAGCAGAAAGACUCUCAAAACCAAUUUAAAACUGUUAUGGGGGGACAUCAGAAUAGAUCUUUGAAGCCGGUGACGUGGUAUCGAUUUAUGUUUUACGCUACUUCAGGGAAUUUUUAAAAAAUGGUGCCAACCCCCCCCCAAAGGAUAAGAAAUUAUGAACCACUUACAAAGGUGCUGCUAUCCCCACCGGUUGCUUGAAAAAGAAAAGUAACGUGUCUACACCAGAAUCUGGUCUGUAGAACUUUACCAGGCAAUUAAGUCUUUGGGGGUGUUCUGUGGUGGUGGUGGUUUUUAAACUGCUGCUGAAGUGCUGGAACAGAAAGAAAACUAAAAUAUUCCACAAGGCAGGAAACAGAUCACAGUCAUUUCUGUGUUGCCAAGUGAAAACGCCUGUCAAAAUCUGUCAGCGACACCAUGUAUGAAUUUAUGACAAGCUGCUAUAGUGAGCUGAAAGACCCUUGAGGCAACCGAAAUCAGAGCAAAACAAACUUCCAAGAAAAGGAUGUGUUUCUCUUCCGCCCCAGAAGCCAACAUGCAGUCUGAAUCUAACAUUACUGUUCGAGAUGCAGUCAGUGACACUGACCCCAAUAUGUACCAGCCACUGUCUUACCCAUUAAGCUUUCAAGUUUCUCUCACUGGAUUUCUGAUGUUAGAAAUUGUUUUAGGACUUGGCAGCAACCUCACUGUAUUAGUACUUUACUGUAUGAAAUCCAAUUUAAUCAACUCUGUCAGUAAUAUUAUUACAAUGAACCUUCAUGUUCUUGAUGUAAUAAUUUGUGUGGGAUGUAUUCCUCUAACCAUCGUUAUUCUUCUGCUCCCGCUGGAGAAUAAUUCUGCACUGAUCUGCUGCUUCCAUGAGGCUUGUGUGUCCUUUGCAAGUGUUUCCACCGCAAUCAACGUGUUUGCGAUCACUUUGGACCGAUACGACAUCUCUGUGAAACCUGCAAAUCGGAUCUUGACUAUGGGAAGGGCUGUAAUACUCAUGACAUCAAUCUGGAUUGUUUCUUUUUUCUCAUUCUUGAUUCCAUUUAUUGAAGUAAACUUCUUCAGUUUUCACAGUGCCAACACAUGGGAAAACAAGACGCUCUUGUGUGUUAGUGCCAAUGAAUACCACACAGAACUGGGCAUGUACUAUCACCUUUUGGUACAAAUCCCCAUCUUCUUCUUCACUGUCGUAGUGAUGCUUAUUACAUAUAGCAAAAUACUUCAGGCACUUAAUAUCCGAAUAGGAACAAGAUUUUCCACAGGACAGAAGAAGAAAGCAAAAAAGAAGACUAUUUCCUUGGCUACACAACAGGAAACGACUGAUGCACCACAAGGCAGCGGAGGGAGAAAUGUAGUCUUUGGUGUAAGGACUUCUGUUUCUGUUAUAAUUGCUCUACGGCGGGCUGUAAAGCGACAUCGCGAACGACGGGAAAGACAGAAGAGAGUCUUCCGAAUGUCGCUGUUAAUCAUUUCAACUUUUCUUCUCUGUUGGACACCAAUCACAGUUUUAAACACUAUAAUUUUAUGUUUGGGCCCAAGUGACCUUUUGGUAAAGUUGAGAUUAUGUUUUCUAGUCAUGGCAUAUGGAACUACCAUCUUUCACCCUCUACUGUAUGCCUUCACCAGACAGAAAUUUCAGAAAGUUCUGAAAAGUAAAAUGAAAAAACGAGUUGUUUCAAUAGUGGAAGCUGACCCAAUUCCAAACAGUGCUGUUAUACACAACUCAUGGAUUGAGCCUAAAAGAAACAAGGCCAUCACUUUUGAAGACAAUGAAGUAAGACAGAAGUGUUUAGUACCUCAAGUUGUCACAGACUAGAUUUCUGUAUCCACUGGAUUAUUUAAGAGGAAACAUCAAAAAUAAAUCAUUACCGCCAAAUACAGAGAUUUAAAAACAAAGGAAACAAUAUAAGCCAGACUGUAAUUGUUUGACAUGCAUUAGACAGAUUAGACCUGUAUAUUUAUUUCCUCAUUAUUCAAGAUGUGUGUUGCAUGGCAGUUUGUUAGCGUAAAAUCAUGGUUAUAUUUUGUCAAUACUCUGUCCUCUAAUAUACAUUUAAGUAAAUAUUUUCUAAAAAGAAAAGCCUUAAAAUAGUGUUCACUUUAAAAAAUGUUUAUUUUGCUCUAAAUAUUUAAAGCUUUGUUUUUAAGGUUUGUACCACAGAAAUAGUGCACAUCAGUAAAGUUUUUAAAUUUUACUAACUGCCUUAUUCCGGCACAGUAUACAGGUUUCUGACAAUGAAUUGAAAACUUUUUCUCAACUACAAUUAUAAACUUAAAAUUAUAGCUAUGUGCCCCAAGUACCCAAGUGAUCACCACCAGCUUUGUGAGUUCAAGGUACUCUAUUAUUUUGAGCCACCACAAAUGCCUUUACAAAUAGUUUUCAUCAAAAGAAUAUAAUGAGGUUUGGUUUUUUUUAGUAUGAGAAUCAGCCUGAGAGAAGUUUGAUUUUAAAUGAGUUAAAAGCUAUUGUAUAAUAAGAAAUUUCUAAACUGUAACUAUUUUGAAUUCUUUCUAAAUUUCUGUUUGGGCACAUGAA